Messenger RNA from Necator americanus (New World hookworm), 435 nucleotides. RefSeq lists its product as uncharacterized. NCBI's taxonomy places the organism in Eukaryota, Metazoa, Nematoda, Chromadorea, Rhabditida, Ancylostomatidae. Bases 1 to 435 code for a protein of 144 amino acids. The record is from RefSeq and is a predicted model, not a curated record. The transcript has a single exon.
AUGAUGCAAGCCAAGAAGAUCAAGUACGACGUCAUCGGACUGACCGAGACCAGACGACGUCACCCUCUCAACGCCGUAUAUGAGACUGGAGAAGAACUGUUCUUAGGAACAUGCGACAGUAGAGGUGUUGGUGGAGUUGGCGUCCUCGUCAACACGAGAACGGCAAAGAACAUCGACUCUUUCGAACAACUUACGACCCAAAUCGGACGUCUGUGGAAGAGAAGAUGGGGUCCAACACCAGCUUUGACUAUCUUCGUCGCUUACGCUCCAACAUCAAGCUACGAAGAAGAAGAAGUCGAAGCUUUCUAUAUGGACCUAGAGAAGUUCUACCGAGAAGAUCAUGCCUUCCAAGAAGAACGCCGGAGGAACUUCACAUCGGGACCCACGGCCUACAUUGGAAUGACCAGAGGGAGAGGCUCUUCGAGUUCAUCAUGA